Messenger RNA from Labrus mixtus (cuckoo wrasse), 2470 nucleotides. RefSeq names its product guanine nucleotide-binding protein G(i) subunit alpha-1. Bases 323 to 1387 code for a protein of 354 amino acids. Lineage: Eukaryota; Metazoa; Chordata; Actinopteri; Labriformes; Labridae. The transcript is spliced from 9 exons. Gene Ontology annotation, cellular component: heterotrimeric G-protein complex. Gene Ontology annotation, molecular function: GTP binding; G-protein beta/gamma-subunit complex binding; G protein-coupled serotonin receptor binding. The record is from RefSeq and is a predicted model, not a curated record. Gene Ontology annotation, biological process: adenylate cyclase-modulating G protein-coupled receptor signaling pathway.
UCAGAGUAUUUCGACCGACGCAGAUCCUGCCGUCUACUCCCUUCUCGCUUUGAAUGAUACAGGCUGUGCUCUUCUCUUUCGGGUAGUUAAAAAAAAAACGUUAGCAGGAGAGACAGCCAUCUUGAAAGUAGUAGCUUUGUGUGGGGGGAAAAAGUCGUUGUUUUAGGCAGUAAGGAGUUUUGUGUGUGCGAGGCAAAAGGAAGGGCGAGUCUGUGGAUGCUAGCUCGGUAGCUUUUUUUGCAUGUCGUCGCGCUCCUAGUUCUGAAGUUUGAGUUUCACGUUUUUUAACUUAUUUGGAUUUGGAGGUGAUUUUAAGAGGAAGAUGGGAUGUACUCUGAGCACGGACGACAAGGCGGCACAGGAGCGGAGCAAGAUGAUCGACAGGAAUCUGCGGGACGACGGAGAGAAGGCAGCCCGGGAGGUGAAGCUGCUGCUGCUCGGUGCUGGAGAAUCUGGGAAAAGUACAAUUGUUAAACAGAUGAAGAUCAUCCACGAGGCGGGCUACUCAGAGGAGGAGUGUAAGCAGUACAAGGCCGUGGUCUACAGCAACACCAUCCAGUCCAUCAUUGCCAUCAUCAGAGCUAUGGGACGUCUCAAGAUCGACUUUGCCGAUGCAGCCAGAGCGGAUGAUGCACGCCAGCUGUUUGUUCUGGCGGGUUCAGCAGAAGAGGGCUUCAUGACAGGAGAGCUAGCCGGGGUCAUCCAGCGGCUCUGGAAGGAUGGAGGAGUUCAGGCCUGUUUCGGCCGAUCUCGGGAGUAUCAGCUCAACGACUCAGCAGCAUACUACCUGAAUGACCUGGACAGGAUAUCCAACGGUGCUUAUGUGCCAACCCAGCAGGAUGUGCUGAGGACCAGAGUCAAAACCACGGGUAUUGUGGAAACACACUUCACUUUCAAGGACCUGCAUUUCAAAAUGUUUGAUGUCGGUGGACAGAGAUCAGAGAGGAAGAAGUGGAUCCAUUGUUUUGAGGGAGUCACUGCUAUCAUCUUCUGUGUGGCUCUGAGUGACUAUGACCUGGUUCUGGCUGAGGACGAGGAGAUGAAUCGAAUGCAUGAGAGCAUGAAGCUGUUCGACUCCAUCUGCAACAACAAGUGGUUCACAGACACCUCCAUCAUCCUCUUCCUCAACAAGAAAGACCUGUUUGAGGAAAAGAUCAAAAAGAGCCCUCUCACAAUCUGCUACCCGGAAUAUGCAGGUUCCAACACCUACGAGGAGGCUGCAGCUUACAUUCAGUGCCAGUUUGAGGACCUGAACAAGAGAAAGGACACCAAGGAGAUCUACACCCACUUCACCUGUGCCACCGACACCAAGAACGUGCAGUUUGUGUUUGAUGCCGUCACCGACGUCAUCAUCAAGAACAACCUGAAGGACUGUGGCCUUUUCUAAAGGCAGAUCGGUUGCCAGCUUUCUAAGUGACUCUGUUCAAGGGGACUCUGACUAGAGGGUACUUCAUGCACCCUGCUGAGAAUGUCACUUUUAACCUCUUAUUAACUUAUGUUCAUCUCUCAAAAGUUUUAAAGACGGUGUGUAGAAAAAACAUUUUGUGUAAAGUAUUUGUACAACUGUCUACGGCCGGGGAUUUUUCACAGUUUUUAAAAAUGUUCUUGUUUUACCUUAAUAUCAUGAUUCUAAAUUUUUAUAUAAAACGGGGGGGUCUUCAUAAUUAUUUUUUUUGUCCAUAAAUGAAUACUUUUUUUUUUUUUUUUUGUAGGUGCUUGUGCCUUGCAUGCCUUAGUUGCAAUGUUUUGUUCUUGUCGAGUUAGAUGUUAGAUCCAUGUAGAUGUUACCAUUGAACUUCUUCAAAGCCCCCGAGUCCAUGUUAUCUCUUUUUGUUCUAAUGAUAUCAUUGUGGCAUCAUUUUUUGCCUGUUUGGACAAAACCAAGAAAGACCAAGUCACUCUGUAGACCAAUUCACUCUGACUCUACUGUGAGAGCUGUGUGGAAACCUUUGCGAGAAUGUGGUUUGCGUGUGUGCUUUUUUUUCCUUUUUUUUUUGAUUAAGGCCAAGAGCCAGAGUGAGUGAGUGAUUGUAUGUCUGUGUGUGUGAGAGAGAGAGAGAGAAUAUAAAACAAAGGGACUAUAUUCCUCUACUUGUCAUCCUCUUUCAAAGUUGUAUUUUUCUAAGCGACCAAACAGAAGCUAAUCUCUAAUUAAGGAGUGCACGUUGUCGGUGCAUGGCUACAAACUGUAACAUUUCUAAUUGAAUUGAGAAUUAAAAGAGAAGCUUUGAACAGAGGAUGCCAAUGUUGGCCUUGUAGCAGACAAUAGGACCACACGUAGAUCUGUGACAGGUGGCAGGGUACCAGCACUGUUACAGAUCUCGAUCUGUGACAGUUUCGAGUUACAUAUAACCCCCUGAAACCCCAACCCUCUGUUUCCAUUGGAUGGGCACAUUAGUGGACUAAUCUCCAUGAUUUUUGCUAAUAAAAAGAGCUGCUGUGGUAAAACCAUGGCAACUUAUGCAAUGCA